AUGACCGACAUACCAGACGCACCAGCUACACCGAACCCAAACAAUAACAGUUUCGAAGUUGCCGAGGAGCCCCCACAGCCGGCGGUCACCAUCCCUCCCACCGACAGGACUGAAUUGAUCAACAAAGCGCGCGGUUUCCUGCUAUCCCCGCAGGUCCGGCACGAGGACAUUUCAGCCAAACGCAAAUUUCUCGCGGAGAAGGGACUCGACGAUGCAGAGAUUGACGGAUUGCUGCAGGAGCUGCCCCCGCAAGUGCCGGUGGUUCCCCCACGGACGUACCCUCAACCCCCACCAUCCAAUCUUCCGAACCUGCUGAUAGGGGUGGCGAGGAUCGUGAGCUGGAUCGCAGGUGGAUCGGUCACGCUUCUCGUGAUAUACUUUCGCUUCCUCUACCCCAGGGUCUCCCAGACCUUCCAGGCUUGCCACUCGUUACGCGUCCACCAGAAGGACCUCCUUAGCAGGUUUACCGAGUCGCUGGAGUCACUGAAGGCGACACAGGAGGAGACGUUUGCUGUGCUACCUCGGCCGGAACCCUGGAGUGAUGCGCGAUUCGGUCACUGUCAAACGCUUGAUGAGCUUGCGAAGGCCACCGAAGAUGUGCAGGAUGUCCCAGAGGUGACGCUCCUGCGUUGUGCAAUUGCAGAUGUAGUCUCGGCUGGGAAGAAGCCUACGGCGGAGGAGUUGUUCCUCUCGCUCGAGGCGAAGUUACCAUGGCUGAAGGAGGAAUCGGCCGCCGAGUAUGAGGGAAGGCUUUGGGAGACUCUCUCUACGAAUCCACUGUUCCUCCGCGAGGAAUCGGAGGGCACCAUGACGUGGUCAUACGAACCACCAGAGCAACCAUCACCACCUCCUAUCGUAACUUCGCUCGAUAAGCUGAAGCAGGCGAUGUCCGCACCACCGCACUCGCAGACGAGCCGGUUCCAGCACACAUUGGCGGCGCUGACAGACCUCACAGGCUACAUCGCCACGCAAACGUAUGCGCAGUUCCGUUUGCCGAACAUGGGUUAUGGCGGCGGCGCGCCGCCGACGAGCACUGAAGAAGAUGAGGUUAAGCGGGAGAUUAGGGCGUUGAAGGGGCUCGUGCUGAACAGGCGGACGUUCAUGCCGAGCUUACCAAGACCACCGUCCUUCACCUCGCCACUAGGCGCACGUCCUGACAACACAGCCACUCCCUGA
This is a messenger RNA of Laetiporus sulphureus 93-53, 1176 nucleotides long. RefSeq lists its product as uncharacterized. Gene Ontology annotation, molecular function: signaling receptor binding. The transcript has 5 exons. Gene Ontology annotation, biological process: protein import into peroxisome matrix, docking. NCBI's taxonomy places the organism in Eukaryota, Fungi, Basidiomycota, Agaricomycetes, Polyporales, Laetiporaceae. Bases 1 to 1176 code for a protein of 391 amino acids. The record is from RefSeq and is a predicted model, not a curated record. Gene Ontology annotation, cellular component: peroxisomal membrane; peroxisomal importomer complex.